CUGCCUUCAUCUGUCGUCUGGAUCCUCUGUUCGAGGUCCAGUUAGUAAAUCGUCUCGUUAUAACUGACAAAUUUGGUAUCAUCGUAGCUUCUGAAUUAUACAUCGAUGGCUUCCAUGGAUCACAUAUUACCACCCAACUUACAGUGCCCAAUAUGUUUGGAACUUCUUGAUGAUCCUAAACAGUUAUCUUGUGAGCACACAUUUUGUAAGAGAUGUGUUCAUGAUUUGUUGGCAUGCUCUUCACGGAGUGUUGAAAAUUGCCUAAAAUGCCCAGUUUGUCAGAGCACGACGGAUGUCGGUGGUGGUAUUAUAGGAAAUCUCAACACAAAUGUUCCUCUCAAGUGUCUCCUAGAAGAGUACAGAAGUAAGAAGGGCCUUUGUGAAAUGUGCGACAAAAAAGCAAAAGCCAAGCUCUAUUGCCGUGACUGCGAAAAGGAGAUGUGUAGAGCUUGCCUAAAAAUCCAUAACAAGUGGUCGCCUAACCUCAAGCAUGAAGUUAUUUCCUUAAAGGAGAUCAGAAAAGGGGUGAUGGUCUUCAACGAAAAGGUGUACUGUCAGGAACAUAAGUCUGAUGGGAAAGAUCAUGUCUGUACCGAUGUCUGUAAUACUUGCAACAAAUUUAUUUGUCUGAGAUGUCGAAUGCUGUUUCAUGAAAAGAAAGGUCAUUCCGUCUUUGACGCUGAAGAGUACAAGAGUUCUAUCCGAAAAGAAAUUGAAUAUCUCGUUGACCAAGGAAAAAUGAAAAGUAAGACUCUCAACAAUCAUGUUGCCUAUGUUAUGAGUCAAAUGGACCGUGUUAUCGAUCACACUGACAGCAUACAGGCUCAAAUAAACAAGGAUUAUAAUGACAUGUGCAAGAGACUAAAGGAGCGAAAACGGGCACUAGAUUGGCAGUUGUAUGUUCAGAAGAAGGAACUCUGCCAGAGACUAGAGGAAAUGAAAGACACCAGUGUAAAAAUGGUCGUGAAUAUCGAGAAGGCGAGUGAACUGGCUGGCUACAGUUUAAAUGCACCACUUAGAGGGAUCACCAUUACCAUCCAUGAAACACUUUCAAGUGAAUUAAAGACAGUCCUCGAUACGGAUAACCCAGAACAGAAGUUUUCUCGUGACAUAGCUGAACGGGCUGAGGAAAUAAUGUUUGACCAAAAGAGUCAGUGCGAUCAGCUAGAGAUAGGGGAUAUCUUAUUCGUGAAAUGUAGGCUGAAAUGUGACGUAGGUCUCACAGAGGAGAACACUAUCAAUACGAUGGCUGCUACCUCUGAUGGUAUGAUGGCAGUAGGAUACAGUACAGGGGGAAUCGACGUCUUCAAUGCUGAUGGCCAACUGCAGACAACAGUACUCAAAGACGUUAAUAUCCUAGGGGUAGGAUUCCUUUCUGAUGGUCGGCGUGUUGUACUAUCCACCAGUAAUAUCAUGACAUUGUACACAUCAGAAUGGGAGAUACAGAGCACACGGUUUCAGACUCUAGCUCUUGAUGAAGCAGGAAUCGCUGACCUCACCAUUGGCGAUGAAAAUCAGAUCUACAUCAGCUACAGGACAGCUAAGCAGAUCCAGGAAUUCACACCAGCUGGUGGAAAUGCCAUAAGAGUGAUAUCAUGUCAAGGGUACGAACCUGGGCAGAUCUGCAGCUUUGGGAAUGGGUUCAUAAUAAAAUCUAGCAGUAGUUCUUCCUGUACGGUGAGUGUCGUCGACUGUCAAGGUGUAAUAGAACACAAUGUAUCAGUCGAGAACGGUGCUUUCUGCCAUUCUGCAGUAUGUCGCGAAAGGUCUAUCCUCAUCUGUUCAUUCCAGGCUGAUGAGGGGAUACUCACUGUCAAGGAUCACAAUGACGAGUUGGCUCCAGUUAAGACACUCGUUCGUCACAGGAUUGUGAAACCUGAAAGGCACUGGUUUUACCUUCAACAGUUCCGAUCUGGGGAGAUCGCCUUCUGUACGACAGAGAAGAUUUACAUCUUCGAAUAGUUAAGUCAACCCCCCAAAAAAAUUGAUGGGUGUUUUGAGCCUUCCCUUUAGGCGUAACAGUCUCCACUGAACUUGUUUCUACAAUGCAUGUUGAAAAAUAUACUGUAAAUAUCAAUUAUCCGCCAAAUGCUAUCAAAUGAACCUCUAUAUAGUAAUUGUCGAUAGGCUACUUUUAUUUUGCCUUGUCCAUCGAUGUCUUCAUCCUACAUCAGGGCCCCGUCUUACUAAGAGUUGCGAUUGAUCCAAUCAAUCACAACUAUGGACGGUUAGCAACGUCAACAUCUAUUAUGUAUGUUUGUUCAAAAUAUUUUCUAACUAUGAUGUAUAUUCAUGCAUUCAUUGUUUUCUUGAAAAUUCACUAUGCUUCUUUUUGUUUACAAAGGAUAUCGUGCAAAUUUUCUGUAGAAAAAAUUAUGACACUGAUGGAUUUCCAUAGAGUUACGAUUGAUUGGAUCAAUCGUAACUCAUAGUAAGACGGAGCCCAGGCAGGAAUUUUCAGAGGUUUUGUCUGUGUCUUUCCUUCUACAAUACUUCUCAAUACUAUAAGUUAAAGACCUAGUAAGUGACAUCUACAUAAUUAUGAUUAUGCACAUGAUCAACACUGGCUCUUUCAAUAUCGGCAUUUUGCAGGGGGGGGGGGGGGGUUCUGUUACCUCACUUUUAUUUGCGUUCACAAUUAACAUGGCAAUCGGUGUAUUCUGCCAUACCUUUGCCAUGUAUAGGAUCAAUUAGUAUUUGCUAGUGGUAUAUUUAGAUGUGUGUAACGACAAUGUCAAACAUUGCUUUGUAUAUAAAAGUUUAUACGAUUUUUGUACUGUUUCGUGAUAAUUCAUUUUAUAUUAUUACAUUCAUUAUAAAGGCAGUAUUUUUUAUAGAAAUUCAAUAUUAGUUGUACAUUUGCAUAUGGAUUGCCAAAUUCAAAAGGGAAAUAAAGUAUGACUACAAAUUAGGCGUGUGUGCCUAGGUCCAUUAUGUUUAACGCAGCAAGCAAACACGCGCUUAUAGCGAUUUUGAUCAAGUAAAACAUACUGAUAUAUGCGAUAUUUUAGUCUUGUUAAUAUAGAUCCUGCCUCAUGCUCGCAGGGUAUGGUUGAAAAUUUCAGGAUAUAAUCUCUGUCGCUUGUAAUAUCAAAAUACAGAAUGUGUAAAUUAAGUGCUAUAUACGAAUGUUACGAAUGCAGAAGAAAACAAUAAAUCAAAUUAAAUCAAUUGAUAUUAUUCUUAAUCCAGAAUUGGACGUUGUAGUAUUUAAAACCGAUCAUAAAUAAUUCAAAACAGGCCUACAUCAUUUCGAGCGUACUCCGCUCUUCGUAUUACAUGAACCAUAAUAUAUUCAAUUUAUUCAUUUAUUAAUUCAUUAUUAAUUUUACGCUUGGUUAAAAUUGACACGCCUACGUGUAUUCUGGUAUGUUUGAUACUGAAUUACUCUCCUGUUGACUGAUAUGUAUGACUUUGUCUUGUCGUGUCAUCAAUUUGCUUAUGAAAUUGAAAUUAAUAAAAUUGAUGAAAGGGUUUACCAAGGUUAAAUAUGACGUAGAAAAAACUUAUUCCAACUUUAUUCCAACGGUAUUUGGGAUUAAUUCUUACAUCGCUUAUAGUACUCGUUGUUAGAUAAUGGAACAAUGAAAAUUAAAUGAGGUUUAGUUGUACAAAUUGAAUCAUAUAAACUAUAGACGGAUUAUAUG
Lytechinus pictus (painted urchin) is the source of this 3647-nucleotide messenger RNA. RefSeq names its product transcription intermediary factor 1-beta-like. The transcript is spliced from 2 exons. The record is from RefSeq and is a predicted model, not a curated record. NCBI's taxonomy places the organism in Eukaryota, Metazoa, Echinodermata, Echinoidea, Temnopleuroida, Toxopneustidae. Gene Ontology annotation, biological process: protein monoubiquitination. Gene Ontology annotation, molecular function: ubiquitin protein ligase activity; zinc ion binding. Bases 106 to 1962 code for a protein of 618 amino acids.